AUGUACGUAUAAGAGCACCCGGAACGUGUUAACUGUAUUUUUUUCCCUUCGCACAUUAGCACAAUAGUGUAAAUUCACCACCCAAAAGGAAAUUCCAUGCAAAUGGGACGCAUUCUGUUGCGGUGUGAAAAUUGAGUGCUCAUUUUAAAUGUGAAACAAAAAAACUGGAAAGUCGUGAAACAACAUUUGCCAAUAAUACUAACGGAAAGUGCACUGAAAGAAGCAGCCAGCUUUUACACAAAACAGCUCAUUCCUCGCUAGUUCAUGGAACGAAAUCGAUGUUCUGACAGAAUGUUUAGACUUCGGGCGCCAGUAUGUGUCAUCCGUUUUGCUUGCAAAAGGCAUGCGCCGUGCUCAGUUUGUUUGUUUUUACACGUUUUUAAUCUUUCAACCCAUGGAGGCAUGUUACAUCAUAUGCGCCUUUAUGCCUUUAGUUACUAACGAUCAUAUUUCUAUUUCCUCGAGCCGUUUUUCGAUUCCAAUUUCAAGAAGAAAAAAGAAAACGAAUAUGAUAAAUACCAAGUAAAUUGAUCAUUUCCGUAAUGUGUUUAUGUGUGUGUGCCGUACCGGUGUGCUCACAUGUGUACCGGUGGAGUUUGAUCGUUUCAAACUGUUUCGCCCACCAGCCUCAAGUUCAACGGCGAGAUCAGAUGAUAACCUGAUACGUCGUACGUAACAAUCGCUGCAGGUUGUAUUUGUGUGUCACAUGUCCCUUGCCACGCUGCAAUGUGGUGGACAUUCUGUACGGUGCUGUUGAUCAAGAUAAAAGCGUGAAAUAACAUACGCUCCUAUCUACUAAUCAUAAUGGGUCUGCUUUAUCACGAUGCACGAUACUGUGGCGAGUUCGCGCUAUUCAAUCACGAUCUAAUAUGUGGUGAUUUAGAGGUAAUUAAUUAUACUAAAGUAUGUAGCAGUUUUAAAUGAGCCACCAUAUUCCAUUCCUAAUGUAAGUUUGUCCUAUUUGAAAAUACUGCAUUCGUCUUAUAAGAAAAGUCGCGUUUCUGCUUGCAACGUAUUUUCGUUUGAAUGUCGUCCUUCUCGACUUUUCAACUCUGCACUCUAAACCCAUCCGGCGAGAGCUGUCAAUGCUCGCACUGCGGAGGAUUUGUUUUGGUUUUGGUUCGUUGCUGCAAGUGGGAGCGUGUGUGUAGGGCGGCUCACAGUCGAGAAGAAUCUCGGGCACGACAUCCCGCCGUUCGUGCUUCUAAUCAAUCAAACGGUCAAUAUUGGCAUACUUUGUUCUCACUAUCGGUUCGCCAAAUAAUAGUCGUUAGAUAACGCUUGCGAUUAAACGCGAACAUCAAACGCGAUCCAACAUCGUCACCGUGUCGUGAAAAUGAUUCGUUCAGUUUUGCUCCUGCGCUCCACGGGCAAGUGGUACUACGGUCGAUCCGGAUUGCGUUUGAGUUUCAACACUGUGACGGCUUGCACAACGCGAACAAUGCAUAGCAAUCCGCUGAGGCAGAGCCAGGCGUACGUCAAUGGCAGCUGGAUUGGGGCCCGGUCGGGCGCCACCUUCGACGUGCAGAACCCUGCCAACGGUGCGGUGCUGGGAGCGGUACCGGACAUGGCCCGGGAUGACGUGCAGCUGGCCAUCGAUGCAGCGUACGACGCGUUCUACGAGCCGCGAUGGCAUAACAGCACCGCCAAGGAGCGGGCCGCCCUGUUGAAGAACUGGCACGCACUGAUGGAGAAGAACCGGCAGGAGAUUGCCAGCAUCAUGACGGCCGAGUCGGGCAAACCGCUGGUGGAAUCGCUCGGGGAGGUCGCGUACGGUAACUCGUUCGUCGAAUGGUUCGCGGAGGAGGCUCGCCGCAUCUACGGCGAGAUCGUCCCAUCGCCGGUCGCCAAUCGGCAGAUUAUGAUGACGCGCAAUCCGGUCGGUGUGGCGGGCCUGAUUACGCCCUGGAACUUCCCGCACGCCAUGAUCACGCGCAAAGCGGCCGCGGCCAUUGCGGCGGGCUGUACGGUGGUUAUAAAGCCGGCCGAAGACACGCCACUGACCGCGCUGGCGUUGGCUCGGCUCGCUGAGGAGGCCGGCUUUCCGAAGGGUGUUAUCAACGUGAUAACGAGCAGCCGAACGCACGCGGCCGAAAUUGGGCAGCUGCUGUGCGGUAGCGAUAAGGUGGCGGCCAUUUCGUUUACCGGCUCGACCGAGGUCGGCAAGCUGCUGUACCGGCAGUGCGCGGACGGGGUAAAGCGCAUCGGGCUCGAGCUGGGCGGCAAUGCACCGUUCAUCGUGUUUAAGUCGGCCGACAUGGAGAAAGCACUGACCGGGGCCAUGAACUCCAAGUUCCGGAACUGCGGCCAGACGUGCAUUUCGGCGAACCGGUUCCUGAUACAGGACGAGGUGCACGAUGAGUUCGUGGCGAAGCUGAUCGAGCGCAUUCGCAAGCUGGCGAUCGGCGAUGGCAGUCGGGAUGGCGUGCAGAUUGGUCCGCUCAUCAAUCAGGCCCAGCUGAAGAAGGUGGACCAGUUCGUGCAGGAUGCGAAGGACAAGGGUGCCAAAGUGCACACGGGUGGCAAAACACUGCCCGAGCUGGGUCCGCUCUACUACGAGCCAACGGUCGUGACGGAUCUGCGCGACAACAUGCUGCUGUACAACGAGGAAGUGUUCGGUCCGGUCGUGUCGGUGGUACGGUUCAAGACGGAAGCCGAAGCACUGGCCAUCGCUAACGGUACGCGGCGCGGACUGGCCGGCUAUUUCUUCUCGAACGAUCUGAACCAGGUGUUCCGGGUGGCGCGCCAGCUCGAGACGGGCAUGAUCGGCAUCAACGAGGGACUCAUCUCGGCGACGGAGGCUGCAUUCGGCGGCAUAAAGGAGUCGGGAAUUGGACGCGAAGGCUCGCGCCACGGCAUCGAUGAAUACGUCUACAUAAAAUAUCUGUGCUAUGGCAAUCUCCAGUAAGCUGGGUGUGCUAAUAAUAAGGCAAUAGGCACGGUAGGUGCUACUAGUCAUCUGCAACGCAAUGAAUAAUUCCGCAGCAUUAUAUGCAUAACUUGCGCACACUGAAACAUGCAACUCCAUUGUACGUCUUCCAUUUGCUUGGACAAGAAAAUACCAAUGCAUUAGGCAUUAAGUUAUAACUGUAUAUGUAAACGAAACUGUUUAAUCAAUAAAUCACAUCUAAUGAAGAGUA
Anopheles gambiae (African malaria mosquito) is the source of this 3140-nucleotide messenger RNA. RefSeq names its product succinate-semialdehyde dehydrogenase [NADP(+)] GabD (gene Ssadh). Lineage: Eukaryota; Metazoa; Arthropoda; Insecta; Diptera; Culicidae. The record is from RefSeq and is a predicted model, not a curated record. Gene Ontology annotation, molecular function: succinate-semialdehyde dehydrogenase (NAD+) activity. The transcript has 2 exons. The coding region runs from base 1337 to 2908 and encodes 523 amino acids.